Molecule: messenger RNA, 792 nt
Organism: Aureobasidium melanogenum CBS 110374
Lineage: Eukaryota; Fungi; Ascomycota; Dothideomycetes; Dothideales; Saccotheciaceae
Exons: 2
Coding region: 1-792 (263 amino acids)
Source: RefSeq, a predicted model, not a curated record
AUGCUCGCCUACAGAACCAGCAGGCUGACCACUCAUCAGGAGUUUUUGGUUGAUAGUCUGAAUCAAGACUUCGAACUGUUCUCGUCGACGACACAGAAAGUCAACCAAAAACAUGGUUUCAGCUCACCUUUGCCAAUAGCUGGCGCAGCCUCCACGGACAAGAAGUCUCAAAAUGAUCAAUAUGGAGCACACAUUAUGAUGCCGUCUACCAAAGACGAAGAAACAUGGCUGGUUUGGCGUCAUGAUAGCAAUGCCCAGGACAUGCAUACACUAUCGGUGAUGAAGGCCAAGACUAAGCUCUCGAUCAGUGACAGCGGCUAUGGCUCUAUGGAUCAUGCUGGCAGCCAUGGUGUUGAGGCCAGGCUGAGUGCUCAACCAGAGAUGACCGGUUUAUCAAACAACCAAGUCUCGGACUACUGCGAGAUCUGCUCUGAAGAGUCAGACAAACGCCGCUACUUUAGUAACAAUGCGGACAGAAGGUCACACAUGCUGACACACACUCGUCCUUUCAAGUGUGAUGUAUCUGGAUGCGACAAUCAGAACGGCUUCGCGUCUCCCCAUGACCUAGCACGACACCAGAAGACAUGCCAUAGUAUGUUGACUGUGAAGACGUCCAAGUUUUACUACCGAUGUGCUGCCCCUUCUUGCCAGAAGAAAGACAAGAUCUGGCCCCGAAAGGACAAUUUCAAGGCUCAUCUCGAAGGAACGCAUAGAUACGAUGAACCUCAGGUUGCCGAGCUGCUAGUGAAGUACAUCCAACACCAUAGUGACUUUUCAAACAUUAGUUGCUGA